AUGAGAGUUGUGGUGGAAGGAGGUGCCAAUGUGCUCAUUGACUAUGGCGAUCCCAAUUGGCUCUAUCGAUUGUGUAAGAAAUUUCCUGAAUCGCUGAGGCUAUGUAACCAGUACACUUCGGAAAAUUUCCGUUUCAUUGAUGGGGAAAUGAAGCCUUUUUUUGGUGAUCUACUGUGCCCUAUGGAGUUGAAAUCAGUUCCUACAGAUCACUUAGAGCUUAUAAGGAAUUAUAUCACAAAUCUGGAUGAUAACCAAGUCAUACUGUUAAAAAUAAAGCAGUUAAAAGGCAGUUCAUUCCGAGAAACACUUCUUCACGAUCAUUUCACUAGCAUAUACCGGUCUAAUGAAGGGGUAAUUCUCAUGGAAAUAAAACCCAAAUGGCUUUUCAGCCGUCUCAAAUAUUGUAGGAAUUGUACUCACAACGUCAUAAAGGGUAGGAAAAUAGACUAUUGUUAUAAGGUUCUCUUAAAUAAUGCUCAGCAUUUCCGUGAUAUCGUUUCCCAAUGCGAGUGUGUGCCUAUGGAGUUCAUAGAGGACAUGAUUCGAUAUUUUAGUGGCCCGGACAACAUUCUAAGUAUUCUUCAUGAUGCCCAGAGAGAACUAGAAGUCAAGUGGCUAGAUCCCACAAAUUCUGAAGAUGUAAGUGACGAAUUGCUACGUUGUAUGACUCUUCGUGACGUUACUUGCUUUCUGGAAUGGCAUCCAGGUUUACCGAUUAAAGUGAGUGUGGUAGACGUAGAUUUGAAACUCAGGAACAAAUGGACUCACUGGUUGAGAACCCAUGAAAAGUUGGAAAGUUGCGAAUCAAAAGUAUUUCACUAG
Zygosaccharomyces rouxii is the source of this 822-nucleotide messenger RNA. It is a transcript of the gene IPK1, whose product is annotated as inositol pentakisphosphate 2-kinase. The record is from RefSeq and is a predicted model, not a curated record. Lineage: Eukaryota; Fungi; Ascomycota; Saccharomycetes; Saccharomycetales; Saccharomycetaceae. Bases 1 to 822 code for a protein of 273 amino acids. Gene Ontology annotation, biological process: inositol phosphate biosynthetic process. The transcript has a single exon. Gene Ontology annotation, cellular component: nucleus. Gene Ontology annotation, molecular function: inositol-1,3,4,5,6-pentakisphosphate 2-kinase activity; ATP binding.